This is a messenger RNA of Rhagoletis pomonella (apple maggot), 1339 nucleotides long. RefSeq lists its product as uncharacterized. Gene Ontology annotation, molecular function: ligand-gated sodium channel activity. The transcript has 9 exons. The record is from RefSeq and is a predicted model, not a curated record. NCBI's taxonomy places the organism in Eukaryota, Metazoa, Arthropoda, Insecta, Diptera, Tephritidae. Gene Ontology annotation, biological process: sodium ion transmembrane transport. Gene Ontology annotation, cellular component: membrane. Bases 1 to 1311 code for a protein of 436 amino acids.
AUGGGCUAUUGGAGAGAGCUUUGGGCCUGGAUAUUGAGAGAUCCUGGCAAAAUAAUACGUUAUAUAGUAUUGUUUGUGUGCUCGAUUAUUGUCAUUGUGCAGUUGACCGAGUGCUUUUCCAAACUGUACGACCCACCGAUAUCAACUCAUUCGUAUUAUAAUUUGAACGACACCAUGGAAAUGCCGGCUGUUACCAUUUGUCGCGAUCCGCCUUACAAGGAAACUGUGAUGAAUAAACUUUCGAAUGGCGUAUGUCCGCACCCAAAAUACGUAACCUGUUGGUCUGCUUACCCUUUCAAUGAAUUGGAACUUGAUGAAUUCUUUCAAAAUUCAACAUUUGAUUUGGAAGAAACAUUUCUGGGAGAACAAUAUGGACUUAAUGGGUUUAAGGAAAAUUUACAAAUCGAAAGUAGCUUACAUUUCAAUCUGGGUCGCUGUUUUACACUGAAGCCAAAAGUAGAAUUGACGCGCACCACACGCUCAACCGGCUAUUCUCUGAUGCUUACGCAUCACGUUGAUCCGAGCGCCACAACGGAUAUGACAUUGGAAAAUAAUCCAGGUUGGCAUGUUUACAUACACGACUAUCGACAUGAAUUCACAGAACUCAAUGUAAAAGGUGCCGCUCGCAUAGAGUAUAUUUUUGCAGAAAUUAAUGAGGAAAUUGAAAUAAAAUUACAUAGCCAGCAGUUUUCGAAUACAGAGUCCCGUGAUACGCCAUGCUCUUCCAUUCCCAGCUACAGUGACAUGAAGUGUGCCGAGUUAUGUGUUUUCGAAGAGCUCGCCGCCACAGCCAACUGCACUGGUCCUUGGAUGCGCGAUAUACCCCAGAAUCCGUGCAACAGCAGCAAAACAAUGCGAAAUUUGGUAAAAGAGUAUGGAAUCUACUACGCUAGUGACGAUGAUGUAGAAUGUAACUGCAUACAACGCUGCGAUACACGCAUUUAUUCAACCUACGUACAAAAUAGAAAAACAAUGAGUUUGGGAGCGUCCUAUACACAAAUAUGGAUUUACUACACCACAAAAUUAGUAUCGAUGAUUGAAGAGAGUCCCAGCUAUGAUGCCACACAAUUCAUUGCUGAUAUUGGCGGUUCGUUGGGUUUCCUAUUGGGUCUCUCUGUGCUCGGCCUGAUCGGCAUAUUGGAGCAUAUGGCCCUAUUUUUCUGUGGUGGCAUUAUUAAGAAGCAGCUAAAACAUGAAAAACAACUUCAGGACGAAGCAGAACGUCGAUCUCAGAAUAGUCAUGCAACUGACACAACAGUCGAUAUAGCCACUAUAACUAAACAACAAAAUGAGUUGUAUAUGAAAAAUUGAUUCUUAUUUUGGUUUCUUUGUAGAAAUG